ACAUCCGCUCUCGUCGCAGCUCCCACGACACCCGUCCAUCUCCAAACACAUCUCCCAACCAUUACCGACGACCCGUCGACUACAUAAACCACGUCCACGAUGCCUUCAGAACUCUGGUGACCCUUCUUCGGUGCGAUGGGCUGCACGUCUGCCAUCGUCUUCGCAUGUUUCGGUGCUGCCUAUGGCACCGCCAAAGCCGGUGUCGGUGUCAGCGCCAUGGGUGUCCUCCGCCCUGACCUGAUCGUCAAGAACAUUAUCCCCGUCGUCAUGGCUGGUAUCAUUGGUAUCUACGGUCUCGUCGUUUCCGUCCUCAUCUCCAACGGCCUGAAGCAGGACUCGUCGCUCUUCGCCAACUUCAUCCAGCUCGGUGCUGGUCUCGCUGUCGGUCUCUCCGGUAUGGCUGCUGGCUUCGCCAUCGGAAUCGUCGGUGAUGCUGGUGUCCGUGGAACUGCCCAGCAGCCCAGGUUGUUCGUCGGAAUGAUUCUCAUUCUCAUUUUCGCUGAAGUCUUGGGUCUUUACGGCCUCAUUGUUGCCCUUCUCAUGAACGCCAAGGCUGGUGACGAGAGCAACCACUGCUAGACAACCGACACUAUAUAGGAUUGCAGCUACGGCAAGCUCCUGCAAUCAACAACGGCGACGCGUAUUUCGGCGGACAAAUCCACGUUUACAUGACGCGCAUCCCAUACGUGCGCGGCAUGUUGUAUGUCUACACCUGUGUUCUCUUUUGGAGUGUUCCGAGCCACAAGAAAGAGAGCUAGAAUGAGAGGAGAGGUGUCAUCUGGGGACGGUAAAUAAUGGCUUCGAAUGACGAGCACUUUGCGAUCCAUUUGACGGCGUGUAUUUUAGGGUCUCAUCAAUUUCAUCUGCGCUUC
Parastagonospora nodorum SN15 is the source of this 872-nucleotide messenger RNA. RefSeq lists its product as hypothetical. The coding region runs from base 136 to 579 and encodes 147 amino acids. Lineage: Eukaryota; Fungi; Ascomycota; Dothideomycetes; Pleosporales; Phaeosphaeriaceae. Gene Ontology annotation, cellular component: proton-transporting V-type ATPase, V0 domain. The record is from RefSeq and is a predicted model, not a curated record. Gene Ontology annotation, molecular function: proton-transporting ATPase activity, rotational mechanism. The transcript has 3 exons. Gene Ontology annotation, biological process: proton transmembrane transport.